GGGCCUCGCGUUAUAAACCCGUAGGAAAGGAAAAAACGGCAGAGCGGAUUGUCGGGGGACGGUCCCCUCUCGGUGUUUGUUGUUAUUCGCGACGUCGAUUUGAACGGUCUCGUCAGUUUGGCCGUAGCUCCGACCGCUUCGCGUAGCCCGUAGAAAUACCGUGUCUCCGAAGAGCGAGCGUGUGCCAGCCUUAUUACGUUGUCGCAAACUCGUGCAAUCAUGUUCCGGACAAAAUGCAAGGAGCACGAUCACUCGUCGUUCUACAAGUUCUUACAAAUGGAGCACAACCAUAAGAAUCUGGACUGCUACUUCUUUUACUAUUCCACGUGCAAAAAGGGCGACUUUUGCCCAUAUAGACAUGAACCAUCUGCUCUGGGUUGUGAAACUAUGUGCACAUACUGGCAGCAGGGAAAUUGCCUUAAUGAACAUUGUAACUUCAGACACAUGGAAUUAAAGAAAAAUCGUAAGUCAAUUCCUUGUUAUUGGGAAACACAACCUGGAGGAUGUAGAAAGCCACAUUGUCCAUUUAUGCAUACGAGUCCACGCACUAUUACUGGUGAUCCUAUUAAUCCUGUGAAGACCACAGAAGUAGCAACAAAAUCUCCGAAUCAAGAAUGGCUAAAUCGUCAAGAUGACCCAAAAUAUGACGGCAGCAGUACUACUGAGUCGGACCAAGGUAGAGGAAACAGCGAAGCUGGUAGUUUUAUUGGUAGUCCCGCCGUCGAUCCUCUCAUCGUCAAAUUCGAAGAAGAAUCCGAUAACGAAAGUGCACCGUCGCCGGUAAAGUCGCAGCCCAAGAUACCGUAUUGCAAGACGUACGAGCAGAUGAGACUUGAAGAGAUCCAAGCGGAGAGUGCGGCUUAUUACUCGUAUGAAGCCGGCAAUGAUGAGCUUUAUCAGCGACAGGUUGGCAAGACGACCGGGACUAAUCGAUGGGUCAGUACGAGCCCGUCGGGAGUCGGGAAAGACGAGCCGACAACGGAAUUGAGUUUCAAGGUGUUGAGCCUGGAGGAGAUUCGACAACGAAAGAGAGAAAGAGAGCUGGCUGUUAAAGCACUGACAGGUACGACGUCCGUUUUGGAGUCGUCUCUAUCGUCGACCGAGACGAAGGGCGUGAAAAGGCGCUCGAUUGAAGAGCAAGGUGACAAGGAAAGUACUAGUCCGACGAAGAAGUGCAAAGUCAAUUCCGUCAAAGCUGGCCAGCCUGUUGCCAAGAUACGACCGGUAAAAUUGCGAAGAUCUCUAAAGAUCCUUUCGACGGAAACCGAUACGCAAUCGUGCAAAGACGCGGUUGCGGAUGUAUAUAGGGAUAAUCAGAAUGAUCAGACGUCUUAUCGCGAAAGACUGGAGAGCGACGAAUUAGUUAACGCGAAUAGAAGGGUUGGCGUGGAGAUUAGGUUGUGUGAUAGCAGCACGAACGAGGAAAAAACCCAGACGCAGCCGGAGCAAAUGACGGAGAAUUGGAAGUCGGUUGCCACGUUCACGGCGGAGGACAUCAUGAACACCGCGUUAUUGGAUGUCGGUCAGCCGUAUACGCAAACUGAUGAGGAGUACCUGAGACUGGACACAUCGUCCGAUGACAUUAUGCGGGAUAUCGAGGACUUGCUCAAAUAGAAAAGCGCGAUUUGAGCGAUUUCAAGCGAAUCCAUGCGAAUAAAUGAAUGCCCAGUGCGCAUUUCUUUCUUGCAUAAUGUUUAAGAACAUUUUACAUAAAAAUAAUUUGUAUACUUAAGUAGUAUACUUAAGUAGUUGUACAAAUGCUGAUUAUACAAAGGUCACUGUCACGCGAGAAAUGGUCGUUAUGAUUUAUAAGUUAUCUAUAGACGAUUAUUCAAUCAAUCGUUAAUAUUGAAGUUUCAUUGUUACCUUAACUUUAACUAGUAAAUCGUGUUAUAUCACAUUAUGUCAUAUUCCUUUCAUUACGAAUUGGAAAUUAUGCAUUAUUUUUAGUAUUUACGUUAAUUUGCACUUUUUUGCAUGAUCUCGGAUCUUGUUUUUUUUCCUUUUCCUAUGUUAGGAAUCUGCGAAAAAUUGCAAUAAUGAAUUACAGAUAAAGACUUACGAUGUGCACGUAUAAAAUAAAAUUUAAUAAUCGGACUGGUAUAGCUUCUUUUUAAGAGUACGAAAUGCAUAAUAAAUUUUUUUGUAGAUAUGUCUAAAUGUAAUAAUAAAAGAACAAUAUAGCGUGAACUCAUUUCAAUA
This is a messenger RNA of Pogonomyrmex barbatus (red harvester ant), 2202 nucleotides long. RefSeq lists its product as uncharacterized. Gene Ontology annotation, molecular function: metal ion binding. The record is from RefSeq and is a predicted model, not a curated record. NCBI's taxonomy places the organism in Eukaryota, Metazoa, Arthropoda, Insecta, Hymenoptera, Formicidae.